UUUAAAUGGCGGCUAAUUAUAAACUAUAAACAUUAGCAGUAGACUGUACUGUAGACUCUAAACUCACAAUAAUACUUAAAAAUAAAAUAGAAUGCAGUCUUGAAAGUAGACUUCUUGUCAUUACUUUAAGGUUUAGUGUGUGUAGAUCUACAUGUUUUAAUAAUGAGAAGAAGCCAGGCACCUAGUCAAAGAGACUCUGUGUUUGUUAAAAGGAAAAGUUCAGAAGAUGAGGAUUGGUGUGUUAAAAAAACGGCAAAGAGACACAAAACAAGUCCACCUUGUAAUCAGCUAGAACACAGAUCUCCUUACAGGCAACCUCUCACAAUAUUGGUUGAGCCUUCAUUUAAAAGUACAGAUAAUCAGAUUUUAUCACAUGAAGACCUUAUUAAAAAAAUUCUUUCAAGGCCUUUCAAAAUUCCUAUUCCAAAUUAUCAAGGAAGUGGUCUAAACAAAGCUUUGGGUGUUCGUCGACAAGGAGCCCGGCAACCACUUCAUGAUCCUUAUGAAGAAGGGGCGCUUGUCCUGUAUUCACCUCCAGAACUAUCUGCUCAUGAACUGAUGAAAAUAGAUACAGAAAAAUUGCCAGUUCAUGUAGUGGUGGAUCCAGUUUUAUGUAAGAUUCUUCGUCCUCAUCAGAGAGAGGGUGUUAAGUUUAUGUAUGACUGUGUAACAGGAAAUCAAAUUGAGAAUAACUAUGGGUGCAUCAUGGCUGAUGAAAUGGGCCUAGGAAAAACGCUACAAUGUGUUACCUUGGUGUGGACUCUGCUGCGGCAAAGUCCAGACUGCUGCCCAACUUUGACUAAGGUUAUCAUUGUUUGCCCAAGCAGCCUUGUUAAGAACUGGCAUAAUGAGCUUGGUAAAUGGUUGGGUACAAGAAUCCAAGCAUUGGCUAUUGACUCUGGUACUAAAAGUGAAAUUGACAGAAAUUUGGUUCAUUUCAUGCAGCAGCAAGGAAGAAGAAUACAGUUUCCAGUUCUAAUUAUAUCAUAUGAAACUUUUCGACUCCAUGCAUCAGUAUUACACAAAGGUGAAGUUGGCUUAAUUAUAUGUGAUGAGGGUCACAGGUUAAAGAACUCAGAAAACCAAACCUACCAAGCACUAACUCAACUGAAUGCAAAGCGACGAAUCCUAUUAUCAGGAACGCCUAUCCAGAAUGAUUUGUUAGAGUAUUUCAGUCUAUUGCAUUUUGUCAACAAGGGUAUUCUAGGAACUGCUCAAGAGUUCAAGAAACGGUUUGAAACUCCCAUACUAAGAGGUAGAGAUGCUGAUGCAACAGAUGAAGACCAUAGAAAAGGAGAAGAAAAACUCCAAGAGUUAUUGUCUAUUGUAAACAAGUGUAUUAUAAGAAGAACUCAAGCACUGCUUACAAAAUACUUACCUGUGAAAGUUGAACAUGUCAUCUGCUGUAAACUAAGUGCAUUACAAGAAACUCUCUACACUAAAUUUAUUUCAUCAAAGUUGGCUGAAAAUUUAGUUUCUGGAAAAGCAACAUUUAGUAGUCUCUCUGCUAUCACACAAUUGAAGAAACUGUGCAAUCAUCCAGAUUUAAUUUAUGACAAAUGUGUGGAAGGAACUGAUGGAUUUGAAGAUACAUUAUCUCAUUUUCCAUCUGAUUACUCAACCAAAAUUGUCAAACCAGAACUUUCAGGUAAAGUUGUGGUUCUCGAUACUCUUCUGGCUCUUAUUAAGAUGACUACUGAUGAUAAAGUAGUACUUGUCUCUAAUUAUACUCAGACAUUAGAUCUCUUUGAGAAAUUGUGUAGACAAAGAAAUUACUUGUAUGUUCGUUUGGAUGGUACGAUGUCAAUCAAAAAACGUGCCAAAAUAGUUGAAAGAUUCAACAACCCCUCUUGUCCAGAAUUUAUUUUCAUGUUAAGUAGCAAAGCUGGAGGAUGUGGCUUAAAUUUGAUUGGUGCCAACAGACUAGUUAUGUUUGAUCCAGACUGGAAUCCAGCUAAUGAUGAGCAGGCUAUGGCACGUUGUUGGAGAGAUGGUCAAAAAAAACAAUGUUAUAUAUAUCGACUCAUAGCAACAGGUACUAUUGAAGAAAAAAUAUUUCAACGCCAGGCUCACAAGAAAGCACUUAGUAGUUGUGUUGUGGACAAUGAACAAGAUGUAGAAAGACAUUUUAGUCUAGGAGAACUAAGAGAACUUUUUACUUUAAAUAAAGAUACUAUCAGCGACACUCAUGAUAAGUUUAAAUGCAAAAGAUGUGUGAAUAACAUUCAGGUAAAGCCUCCACCUGAGGACAGCGACUGCACCUGUGAUUUGUCUCAGUGGAAUCAUUCAGCUGAUAAAAAAGGGCUGAUUGAUGUUAUACUUAAAGGAGCAUGGCAUUCUUCUGUUACAUUUACUUUUCAUCACAAGUCCCAUGAAGAGCAACGCAUAACUGUGUAGCAUUAAACUUUCUUUAAUUUCUAAGUAUGGAUGGGGUUUCUUUUUAAAAUUAAAAUGUGUACACUU
Molecule: messenger RNA, 2463 nt
Organism: Physella acuta
Lineage: Eukaryota; Metazoa; Mollusca; Gastropoda; Physidae
Product: DNA repair and recombination protein RAD54-like
Biological process (GO): double-strand break repair via synthesis-dependent strand annealing; reciprocal meiotic recombination
Cellular component (GO): nucleus
Molecular function (GO): DNA translocase activity; hydrolase activity, acting on acid anhydrides; ATP binding
Source: RefSeq, a predicted model, not a curated record